Messenger RNA from Scedosporium apiospermum, 1053 nucleotides. RefSeq lists its product as uncharacterized. NCBI's taxonomy places the organism in Eukaryota, Fungi, Ascomycota, Sordariomycetes, Microascales, Microascaceae. Gene Ontology annotation, molecular function: oxidoreductase activity, acting on the CH-OH group of donors, NAD or NADP as acceptor. The coding region runs from base 1 to 1053 and encodes 350 amino acids. The record is from RefSeq and is a predicted model, not a curated record. The transcript is spliced from 4 exons.
AUGGGCUCCAUCAUUUCCAAAGUCAAAAAAUCUAAAAAGGGUGCAAGGGAAGCUCCACCCGCUAAACAAGCCCCUGCUUCCCCAGGCCCAUCUACACCAGACUCGACCCAGCCGCAGCAAGAAACCAAAACUCUCUCCAAAGACGGCCGAUACGUUCUUCCCUCCCCAAAGAUCUUCACCUUCACAAGCAAGCUCCACCACGACACCUACCCCGAAAUUGACCCCAUCACCCAAUCCGACUGCACCGGCAAAGCCGUCCUCGUCACCGGCUCCAACCGCGGCAUCGGCCGCGCCAUCCUCCUCAGCUACGCCAAAGCCGGCGCCACCCACCUCGCCCUCUGCUCACGCGACCCCUCCGCCAGCGCCCACGUCGCCGCCGAGAUCCGCGCCGCCGCCGCCGCAGCGGGCCGCACCGUCGUCCCCGAAGUCCUCGAGCUGCGCCUCGACGUGACGGACCAGGCGCAGGUCGAUGCGGCGGCGAAGGAGGUCGAGGAGAAGUGGGGCCGGUUGGACGUGUUGGUGAAUAACGCCGGGUUCAUGGCCGAGGACUGUUUCGAGCCCCUGGGGGUGGCGAGGAGGGAGGAUUGGGAGUAUACCAUCGAGGUGAGCGUCAUCGGGGCGGCGAAGAUUACGAGGGCGUUGUUGCCGGUCAUGUUGAAGGGUGGGGAUAAGACGGUGGUGAAUAUUUCGAGUAUUGGGGCGUUGUACCCCGAUGGGGGAGCGGAGGCGUAUGGGAUUUCGAAGAUGAUUUUGUGUAGGGCGGCGGAGUUUCUUUCGGUUGGGUAUGCGAAGGAGGACUUCCUUGCGUUCUCAGUCCAUCCAGGAGGUAUUGACACUCCCCUCGCAAGAAACAUGCCCGAGGACUUCCACCAAUACCUCUGCGACAAGGAAGAACUCCCCAGCGACUCCAUCGUCUACCUCACCAGCAAGCGACCCACCUGGCUCGCCGGCCGCUUCAUCAACGCCAAUUGGGACAUGCCCGAGCUGUUGGCCAAGGAGAAGGAGAUUGUCGAGGGCGAUCUGCUCAAGUUUAAGUGCCUUGGCUUGUUCUGA